This is a messenger RNA of Ceutorhynchus assimilis (cabbage seed weevil), 1543 nucleotides long. NCBI's taxonomy places the organism in Eukaryota, Metazoa, Arthropoda, Insecta, Coleoptera, Curculionidae. The record is from the annotation of a GenBank genome assembly.
GGCUUGAGCGGCUUGGCUUGGGUUGCUUGUGGUUUUAAUUUUGAGUUUCGGUGUGGUGUGUUCAGAGCUUCCACAAAUUUAUAGUAUUGUGGCUGGUUUUGCGUUCUGAUAUAUUUUCUAUUUACCUUACCUUUUGCCUGAAAAUUUAUUCACAUUUAUUAUUAUCAUCUGAUAAUAAAUGCUUUUUACUAAAUAUUGGACAUGGGUAAAUAAUUAUCUGCUAUGGAUGUCAAAAGUUUAACCAAGGAGGAAUUUUUAAAGUUUUUAAAUUGUUCCCAUCACAGUGUCAGUACUAAACGAGAGAGAAUCGUGGUAUCCGGUCCACAAAACCAAAAACUAACUGUACUGAAGCAGUUUGGAAACUAUACAGCUUCUCAAGUGCAACUAGAAGAGUGUGCUUUAAAUCAUCAGGUUUUGAGAGUUCCUUUGCCCAAAGUCAACAUAGAAAGAUUACCAGCUAAACAAGUGGCAUUGAAAUUCAAGACCUUUAAAACCAAUAAAAACAGGCAGAAGAAAAGGAAUGUUGGAUUGUCGCGGUUUGGACGUAAAUUGAAAAGAAAAUUACGGGUUGCUACCAGGGCAAGCCCUAGAAGACCAAUACAGAUUCUCCAAAAGAAUACCAAACAAGCUGUGACUAAACCUCAAGUUUCCAACAAGGACAGAAAUACUAAACCAGAAAUUUCCAACAAGGACAAAAAUACUAAAACUGAAGUUUCCACAAAGGAUAAAAAUAUCAAAUUUGCAGUCUCGACCAAGGAUAAAAAUACUAAACCUUUAUUUAACACUCGAGUUAACACAAGGAGUAAAAACAAUAAACCUGUAGUUGCCCCAAAGAAUAAAAAUACCAAACCAACAGUUUCCACUGAGAUUUCCACUAACAAUAACUAUAAAACUUAUCAAAACGCCAAGAAACUGAAUAUAAUCGGUAACCAAACUGUAACAAGAUCUAGACCCAAACAAACCCUACAACAACAAAUGGCAUCAAUGUACAAAAGCCUAGGGCAGCAAGCACCGCCGUCGCCAAUUAAACCACAAUUUAUAAUCAAAUACGUCCCAUCUGAACCAACGUAUUUCCUAAAAAUGGGCGUACCAAAGGAAAAAGAAGAUGGCCUACUAAAAUAUCCAUUCGAAAGCCUGGUCAAAGACAUCAAAAACAUGAAACUCCCAUCUACUACAUGGAAAAUCAAAGUUGUGGUCAAAAACAACAAAAUCGCCUCCAUAAUUUUCACCAACAAGUGCGUUUUGGAAAGGACCGUCAGUUUCGAUGCCGUCAAUCCUCAUUACGAAAUCGUUAUCGAAAAUAAGCCCGCCAUUUUAUUGGGGUCGCCCAACGAUGUUGGUGGCGUAGAGGAUAUCGAAAUUCUAUUGAAUAUUAUUCAUACUAUCGAUGCUAAGGACUGUAUGAUUUUUUAUAAGGAUUAAUUAUGUAUAGUUCUUUUUUUGCAUUAGGUUUAAGUAAUUUUUUUAUCUUUAAAAUUAUCCUUGUAUUGGACUUGUUUUUAGUUUUCACAAUGUGCACAUUUAUUUUUAAAUAAAUGGAGAA